AUGGCAAAUAAAUUAUUAAAAUAUGAAACAUUAAUGAUAAUUAAUGAUUUUUCAAAUAUUAAUCAUAAUAUUUUUCAAUCAAUUAAACAAAAAGUUAUUGAUUUAACAAUUAUUCUUUAUCCAGAAAUUAUAAUUGAUUUUGAAGGACUUACAAAAUUAAAAAGAUUAAGAAUUGAUUUUAAUAAUAAUGAUGUUUCAAUAUUUGAAGAAUUAAUAAAAGAAUGUUUUUUAAAAAUUAAAAAGAAUAAUAAAAAUGAAUUAAAAGAAAUAUAUUUUAAAAGUAAUGGGAAAUAUGCAAUAAUAUUAGGAAAAAUAUUAAAUGAAUGUAAUUUAAUUAAACAAGAAAUAUAUAUUAGAUUUGAUAAAAUAACAGAAAAAGAAUGUCAAGGAUUUAUUCAACAACAACCAUUUACACAUAUUUUUGUAACAAGAAAUGAAUUAAUUGAUAGUAUAAUAAAUAAAAAAGUAAAAUUAAUGCCAGAUAAUGAAAAUAAUUAUUGGAUAUCAAGUUCAUUAAUAAUAAAAAAAGAAUUUAUUAAAGAAUUUAGUUUAUUAAAUUGUCCAAUUAACAUAAAUAUUAAUGGAAAUUGUAAUAAUGAAAAUAUAAAAAUAAUUGAUAUUACUACAUGUACUACAAUAAGUUCUAUUAUAUUUAAUGAUUGUCAUUAUAUUAAUAAAUGUUCAUUAAUAUUACCUAAAAAUAUUAUUUCAUUUAAAAUGAUUAAUACAGAUUCAAUUAAUAUUUCAAAAUUAAAUGAAUGGAAUAUUCAAAAAUUAGAAUUAAUAUCAUGUAAUUCAUUUUAUACAUUAAAUAUUCCUUCAUCAUUAAUAGAAUUAUGUAUUGAUAAAUGUAUUUUAUUAACUUCAUUAGAAAAUUUAAAUAAAGCAAAAUUACAAAAUUUAAAAAUAAUAAGUUGUUCUAAAAUAAUUAAAUUAGAUAUUCCAUCUACUCUUACAUAUCUUCAACUUAAUGAUUGUUUAUCAAUUACUCAUCUUUUAAAUUUAGAAAAUGCAUCUAUUAAAGAUUUAUAUUUAAAAUAUUGUACUUCUCUUACAACAUUAUGUCUUCCUUCAUUAUUAACUUUAAUUCAAAUUAGUAAUUGUGAAAAAUUAAUUGAACUUAGAAAUUUUAGUGAAUUAAAAUUAUUAUCAUUUGAAACUAUUGGAUUAUUUAAUGUUGAUAAUUUAAUAUUUCCAUCUUCUUUAACUUAUUUAAAUCUUCAAAAUUAUAAUUCAAAUCAAACAACUACAUUAACUAAUCUUAUUAAACUUUAUCAACUUAAAAAUUUAAGAAUAUUAGAUGCUAAAUAUCUUGAAAUGUUAUCUUUUCCAGUUAAUUUAACUUCACUUAUUCUUCAUGGAUGUCAUUCACUUACUUUUUAUCCUAAUUUAAUGGAAUUACCAUUAAAAUUUAUUGAUAUUACAUCAUGUGAUGCAUUAACUUGUUUAAGUUUUCCAACAACAUUAACAAAAAUGAUAAUAAAUGAUUGUCAACAUGUUAUUGAAUUUCCUAAUUUAGAAGAAAUGAUAUUAUUAAAAAAUAUAGAAUUAACUCAAUGUCCUAGUUUAGAAAUUAUUCGUUUUCCUCUUUCUUUAGAAUAUUUAAAUAUUUCUAAAUGUAAAAAUUUAUUUACUUUACCUAAUUUAUAUGAAUUAAAUAUUCCUUUUAAAAAUUUAUUACCUUUCUAUUAUAAUCUUAAACAUCCAUUAAUUCCAAUUUAUCUUACUGAAAUUAUUAUGAA
Molecule: messenger RNA, 1742 nt
Organism: Entamoeba dispar SAW760
Lineage: Eukaryota; Evosea; Mastigamoebida; Endamoebidae
Exons: 1
Source: RefSeq, a predicted model, not a curated record